ACAAAAGAAAGGCAUGGAUAUUAACCACCCCAACCAACAUAACCUCCAUACUUUUUGAAGCAAUCUCAUUGGCCGAACCCCACCGACCAAGCAGUAGUCAAUCAGACAUUACACACAUGAAUGCGUGUAAUAAAAUAAUAAAAUAAUAAAAUAAUAUUCUACGCAUCUGUUCUAUUUAAUACUUCACUCACACGCAUUAUUAUCAUAAUCCCAAACACCCCAAAUCCAGGCCAUAAAAACAAGAAUAACAAAGCAAACUGUUCAAUAGGGGUUUCCAAAUUUUCACAUCAAGAAACGCAUAUAUUUCUUGAGUAGUAAAAUCGAAACCCCACCAAACAAAUUUCCCCCCUCCCCUUUUCCUUUGACCCAUAUAAAAAUUAAAAAAGCAAUCUUGAAAUUAAAAAACCAAUCUUGAAAUUCAAAAAAAAAAGAUUUUUUUUUUUUAAUUAUAUUUCAAUUGGUUCCAAUCCAUGAUGAGUCGUCUCCUGGAAAAAAUCCUCGUCCUGUUGUCCGUUUUGCCCUUUGCCUGUUUCUCUCAAGAAGACGGUCUAUUCCCAAUUACAAGGCCUGUGAUUGGUCAAUUCUCCGAAAUUGACGGAGCCCAAUUGAAAGAAUGGCCUCAAAGAGAAGAUGAAUUACAGUGCACGAGUUGGAGAGUUGCAGGGGAGGCCAAUAAUUUAAACCCAUGGAGAACAAUUCCAGAGGAAUGCAUUGAUUAUGUCAAGGAAUAUAUAAAGGGGAAGGGCUAUGAAUUUGAUCUUGUUAGGGUUUCCAAAAUUGCUGGAGCUUUUGCAACAACUGUCAAUUUGAGCAAUGAUGGAAGAGAUGCUUGGAUUUUCGAUAUCGACGAGACCCUCCUUUCGAAUCUUCCGUAUUAUGCUGCUCAUGGUUAUGGCUUGGAGAUAUUCGAUAGCGCGAAAUUCGAUAAGUGGGUAGAGACCGGGAAUGCGCCGGCUAUAGAGUCGAGUUUGAAUCUCUAUAGAGAGGUUUUGAGGUUAGGUUUCAAGGCGAUCUUGUUGACCGGUAGAAGUGAGAGGCAUCGAAGUAUUACGGUCGAGAAUUUGUCCAAAGCUGGAUUUUGCGAUUGGGAAAAGCUCAUAUUACGGUCAACGGAAGAUCACGGAAAGACUGCAAAAGAGUAUAAAUCCGAAAAGAGGAACGAGCUCGUCGAAGAGGGUUAUCGAAUAUUGGGAAACUCUGGAGAUCAAUGGAGUGAUUUAUUGGGGUCGUCGGUUUCGGAACGUUCUUUUAAGCUUUCGAAUCCGAUGUAUUACAUACCUUGAUUGGGAUUAGGGUUUGAUUUCAAUGUUAAAUAAAGUUUAACUGUACAUUUGAUUCGUGUUUGAUUUAUACAGUGACUAAUUCAUUCUCUCUUUUA
Molecule: messenger RNA, 1378 nt
Organism: Erythranthe guttata (spotted monkey flower)
Lineage: Eukaryota; Viridiplantae; Streptophyta; Magnoliopsida; Lamiales; Phrymaceae
Product: HAD superfamily, subfamily IIIB acid phosphatase
Molecular function (GO): acid phosphatase activity
Source: RefSeq, a predicted model, not a curated record